Molecule: messenger RNA, 3075 nt
Organism: Centropristis striata (black sea bass)
Lineage: Eukaryota; Metazoa; Chordata; Actinopteri; Perciformes; Serranidae
Gene: clvs2
Product: clavesin 2
Exons: 5
Coding region: 890-1891 (333 amino acids)
Cellular component (GO): membrane
Molecular function (GO): phosphatidylinositol bisphosphate binding
Source: RefSeq, a predicted model, not a curated record
CGGUAAUCCCCUCCAGCACCACCCCACCCCUCUCCAAAAAAAACCCACAAACCGGUGGCAAAACCUCGCGGGACACCUGUGCUCCUGGACAGGAAAUACCUCCCUUUAUUUAAACCUCUGAACCCCAAUUUAACAUCCACAUGCACAGCCAGAUUGUGCAUGAUGUGCAGCGGUGAUUAAACCGGGAUGUAGGCGCGGAAAGCUGCAGAUCUGCCUCGUUUGACGGUGACGGAGCGGCACCAGCACCACCAACACCACCAGCAGCAUCAGUCGGUCGGCGGAUGGAGAUGCGUUGUGAAGGCGGAGGCAUGAUGAUGAUGAUGAUGAUGAUGAUGAUAUAGCAGGUGCUGCAGGGUCGUGCCGCAUUGCCUGGCCGCCGCGAGCGACGCCGGGGAGACGGUGAUGCUGUCGUCGUCAUUGUGUCACAGAAAGAGAGAGAAAGAGAGGAAGAGAGGCUCUGACAUGGAGGGAAGCGGCUGCGUGUCGGCUCUGAGCUCAGGCCGCCCGGAUCAGCAGGUUGGAUGUGCAGCCUGAGAGAAAAAAAAAAAAAAAACGCCUGGAGGACCUGAGUCAUGAUAUACGUGGUGGGAAAAUUACAAUAAAGUUGCAUUCUUGCUGGUGGGAAUUUGAAAUGUUUCUGUGCGUAAAAGUGAAUGGCCCAUAUGGUGAUAAUGCACAGGAGCAUCAUAGCAGCAGCAGCAGCAGCGUCUGUGCCAGUUCAGGGUGGAUUACGUCUACAGAGCAGCAGGCCUCCAUCUGAAGUCAGCUUCUGAUUUUUUAAAAAAGAAUCCAUUUCUUCACCCUGUUGCUGGAGGUAACCAUUUCUUCUGUUGUUUCGCUGGAAGCGGGCGCGCUGUGGUCCCCCGUGGAGGGACAGCUGUUGCAAAAGAUGACUCACUUACAGGCUGGCCUCUCUCCAGAGACCCUGGAGAAGGCCAAGGUGGAGCUGAAAGAGAACCCGGAGACUUUACACCAGGACAUCCAGGAGGUCCGGGACAUGAUCAUCACCCGGCCGGACAUCGGCUUCCUCAGGACAGACGACGCGUUCAUCCUCAGAUUCCUCCGGGCGAGGAAAUUCAACCACUUCGAGGCGUUCCGGCUGCUGGCACAGUAUUUUGAGUACAGACAGCAGAACCUGGACAUGUUCAAGAACCUGAAGGCGACGGACCCGGGCAUCAAGCAGGCCCUGAAGGACGGGUUCCCCGGAGUGCUCUCCAAUCUGGACAGAUACGGAAGGAAAAUACUGGUGCUGUUCGCAGCCAACUGGGACCAGAGCAGAUAUACGUUUGUGGACAUACUGAGGGCGAUCCUGCUGUCGUUGGAGUCUAUGAUAGAAGAUCCGGAGCUGCAGGUCAACGGCUUCAUCCUCAUCAUCGACUGGAGUAACUUCACCUUCAAGCAGGCGUCCAAGCUGACUCCCAGCAUGCUGCGGCUGGCCAUCGAGGGGCUGCAGGACAGUUUUCCUGCCAGAUUUGGAGGAAUCCACUUUGUGAACCAGCCGUGGUACAUCCACGCUCUCUACACCGUCAUCAGACCCUUCCUCAAGGACAAGACCAGGAAGAGGAUCUUCAUGCACGGCAACAACCUGAACAGCCUCCACCAGCUGAUCCAUCCUGAGAUCUUGCCGUCGGAGCUGGGCGGGAUGAUGCCGCCGUACGACAUGGGCACGUGGGCGCGGACGCUGCUGGACCACGCCUACGACGAGGAGACCGACUACUGCCCCGAGUCCUACACCCUGUCGGUACAAGACCUGGAGAGGGACCUGGAGAAAAACCUGUCCCCCAAAACCAUGAAGAGGUCUCAGUCGGUGGUGGAGCCCGGCGUCCUGAAGCGACCAGACAAAGUGAAGAGCGAGGAGGACAACAUGCAGCCGCUGCUCUCGCUGGACUAAACCCACACAUCCAAUAACGGCUCUAAAGCAUAAUCAAUACCUACACACACAAACACACUGAUUUACCCGUGCACCUACUGUAAGCGACACGCGCCCUGAAACACCUUCCUGCAGAAACAUGCUGCUGCUGCUGCUGCUGCUGCUGCUGGAUUCUCUGGAACUCGAGGGAAAAAAUCUAAAAACGAGCCGAUUAAGAAGCAGACAGAGGAGCCGGAGGAGCCGAGAGGGACGUUUUCUCUCACAGAAGGGCAUCCCAAGAGCUACUGAUGGUGUUCUAUAUAUUUAUUUAUUUAUUUAGUUAUUUGUCAAGUGCCAAUUCCAAAAAAAACCCUGUAAAUUAUCGUCUUUGAACAAUGCAGCCCCCUCAGCGUGGAGGAACACAAAGAGAGAGCUGUGAAAAAGCCACAUACGUACGUGUGAAAACAGUGUUUCCUACAGUUGUAUCAUAUUUGGGAGAUUUGAACUGGAAAUCGUACUUCAAAGAGGGCUUGGGGCUCCCGAGCUGCAGGUUUUUUUUCGUCUUUGUACAGCAAUUUGAGGAAAAACGAGAAGCACGGCUCAGGAUUAGUGACAAUAACGAGCUUGUUCAACCUCCUGGACACAAAACUGGCAGACAGGCAGGCAGGGACUGGGUUUACUGGGGGUUUACUGGGAGGUUUCGGGCUUCUUUCCUAUGAAAAAUAAUGUCUGAACCAUCGGUGUCACUCCAGAAAAGCAAACCCCCCUUUACGGUAAGACUUUACGCUCUAUGAAUCCUGUUUUUUCCUCUUUUUCUGCCCCCUCUCUGCCCCAGAAUAGAGUAUUUUCUUCCUUUUUAAGCAGCGACUCGCAUCGUCACGUCUGGCUGAAGAUGACCAAAAGAUAUAUUUUGAGAAUUUAAUAGUUCGGAUGUCUAGCCAGACAGAUAAAUAAGCCUAGAUUUAAUUUUAUAAAAGCAGGAGAAGGCCAAACACAGCAGCCUCUCCUGUGACUUUGUGACACAUUUGUUUUAUUUCUGGCAAUAAUAAUCUUCCUUCUGCAAACAUUACCACAGUAUGUCUUUAAACACGUCACUAUUAUGAGAUUUAAAGACGCACUAAAGGAUUGCACUUGUUAUUUUUGCAUGUUUUACUAAAAAAAAUCUCACUAUAUUAAAAUCACAUUAUUUCAGUAUUAUUUCUGCACAUCACAAGUGUUUCAUAAAG